AUGGAUUCGACCGCUUUGAUUCUUCUACCCUUCGCCCUGUUCUUCGUGCGAGUUAUCGGCGACGGCAAUGCGCGGACGUUCACGAAGCCUAACGGCCAGAAGCCGCAAUUCAUCUCGUUUGACACUACAGGUGGAGAGGUCGAGAUUAAUUGGGAUGUGUCGGUGCCCUUUUUCACGAUACCGCUGAAUCACGUGAGCGAGAGUGGCGAGGUGUUACCACUGCUUAACGUUAACACGAGAGGAUUGUCGGUCGCCGGUGUACUAACAGCGAUUCUCACUUUCAUGGUGCCCCUCUUAUCGAAGCCAGGCUCGGGAAUGCAAUAUCGAAGUCUCGACUCGCAAUGGUUGCAAGUCGGAGAUACGAUAAACGAGAUCGUGUUUAGCAAUCGGUACAUCACACCCUGCGUCCAGCGCAUCGUUUGCACCGUCGUUUCCGAGGCGAGUCAUUCCGACAACCCUACAAGUACGGAUAAGAUUAUCGAUGGCUUAUCAAGUCACAAAUGGUUUAAAGAAUACACAAAUGGCACGGUCCUUCAGGAGGCUAUUAGAACAGGUCGAGAAGGGUACCAAGACUGCGCCCGCGUCUACAAGGAGUGCUUUGUGACACCGAAAAUCCUUAAAAAUAUGAUGGCGCAAUUCGGCGUAAUUUGAUGCCGCGACGUAUUUGACAUUCCAUAAUUGUAAAAUGUAAGAGUAUCAUAUCGGUCACGAGACGGACAACGUUUGCGUAAUUUUUUCAAACGAUCACACAUCGUUUUGUUGCUGAAGCAAACGGCGCGACGUCGCGAAUGGCUUUGCGAAAAUUUUGCAAAACACCCUCGGACCCGGUGAAUCUGUCUCACGUUCAAUUUUGAAACUGUCCGCGGCGUAAUUUAACGAGCGAGUUACAUCAGGACGGCCGAUCUUCAUUAUCCUGAUGCACGAGGUGUGAAAUUUCGUCGUGCUUAAGAGAAACCGCGCCGCGUUUAUUUAGAUGACGGCGCUUUCACUUUUCCUUUUACACAAAUCACUUCUAUUUUGACAAGCACACAAUGAGUCUGUCAUAUAUGAUUCAUUCUUACUUAUACUAAUUUCGCUUAAAAUAAACAAUUACGAUUUCUUUCAUGACAACGCAAAUAAAAUUAAGAGCAUUCGUACGUAUGAGCUUUUUCUGCGAAUUUUUUUCUUUGAAGUGAAAAUAUUUAAAUUUAUUCGAAAAAUUGAAGAGACAUAAGAAAAAGAAUUUGUCAGUAGACAGACAUGAUAUGUGUGUGAUUAUUUUUUUACUUACAAA
Wasmannia auropunctata (little fire ant) is the source of this 1273-nucleotide messenger RNA. RefSeq lists its product as uncharacterized. The record is from RefSeq and is a predicted model, not a curated record. The transcript is spliced from 4 exons. NCBI's taxonomy places the organism in Eukaryota, Metazoa, Arthropoda, Insecta, Hymenoptera, Formicidae. Bases 1 to 651 code for a protein of 216 amino acids.